Molecule: messenger RNA, 1764 nt
Organism: Vitis riparia (riverbank grape)
Lineage: Eukaryota; Viridiplantae; Streptophyta; Magnoliopsida; Vitales; Vitaceae
Product: myb family transcription factor PHL7-like
Exons: 9
Coding region: 450-1460 (336 amino acids)
Molecular function (GO): DNA binding; DNA-binding transcription factor activity
Source: RefSeq, a predicted model, not a curated record
UAGAAAGGAAAAAAGGGGGGAGAGAGUAUGGUUGGAUGGAGAGAAAAUCCCAAGCAUGUUAGUUUGAAAGAGGGAAGAGACGAAAAUGGGACAUUGCAUUGGCCGGAAAUAUAAAGAGAAACGCAUGGAAUAUGAUUCCGUCCAAGCCGGUCAUCAUACUAGGACUGUGACCGGGCCUUGAACGGUCAGACGGGCAGCCUCGUAUAGUUCUCAAACCACCGUUCCGAACCAGUUUAGUAGAUGGUGGCCAACUCCACGAGGGAACACAAGAGGGAAUGAAGGGUGGAAUCCGGGCUACUCGUCCAACGAAUCUGAAUCAAAUUUGAGUGGCCAGGUUUAUUCGAGGGCUCUCUCUUGGAUUAUAGAUCUUGGGUUGGUUUAGGCAGCAGCAGGUUAUACUUGGGUCACGGAUACAAAUUUAGCUUCUGAAAUCAAAAGAUAAAUGACAAAUGUAUCAACCUAAGGCUGUUCCUAGUCCAAGUUUAGUUCACAACAACUCGUUAGUUCAUGGUCAGCAUUCAGAUUGUGGUGCCAGCACAAUGGAUCCCAUCAAUGGAGGAAACAGUCUCAACAACAACCCUAGUCUCACUUCAAAGCAACGAUUGCGUUGGACUCAUGAGCUUCAUGAACGCUUUGUUGAUGCUGUUGCACAACUUGGUGGUCCAGACCGGGCUACACCCAAAGGUGUCCUUAGAGUCAUGGGUGUGCAAGGUUUAACAAUAUACCAUGUCAAAAGCCAUUUGCAGAAAUAUCGACUUGCAAAGUACCUUCCGGACUCAUCAUCUGAUGGGAAAAAAGCUGACAAGAAAGAGUCUGGGGAUAUGCUUUCCAGUAUGGAUGGUUCUUCUGGGAUGCAAAUUACUGAGGCACUCAAGCUGCAGAUGGAGGUGCAAAAGCGACUGCAUGAGCAAUUGGAGGUGCAAAGACAGCUUCAGUUGCGAAUAGAAGCCCAAGGAAAGUACUUGAAGAAGAUAAUAGAAGAGCAACAGCGACUCAGUGGGGUUAUUACAGAAGUGCCUGGUUCCGGGGUUUCUGUCCCAGUAUCAGGUGACAACUGUCUAGAAUCCGACAAGACUGACCCAGCAACUCCUGCACCAACCUCGGAGGGGCCCCUCCUAGAUAAGGCUGCAAAGGAAACUGCUCCAGCCAAGAGUCUUUCAAUAGAUGAAUCUUUUUCAUCCCAUCAUGAGCCACUGACACCAGAUUCCGGUUGCCAUGUCAAUUCCCCUGGUGAGAGCCCAAAAGGUGAGAGAUCAGUGAAGAAGCAGCGGGUGAGCAUAGGUGCAGCAUAUGCCAAACAAGAGAUGGUUCUUACGCACCAGAUACUAGAGUCAAGCUUAAGUUCCUCCUUCCAUCAACCACAUUCAGUUUUUCUGAACAGAGAUCAAUUUGAUCCUCAAGCAGGGAUAUCAAUCAGCAAUGAAGACCAACUGGAAAAGGUUCCAAGCAGCAAUCACUAGGUCAGUAUGCUGCAUGGUAUUUUCUGGGCUUAAUUUAUACCCUGUAUGUGUAGUUGCUAGGAAAAAAAUUUCAUUAGGUCAAGGAACCAAUGUUGAGUUUAGAUGUCAUGAGACAAUUAGGUUUAAGACACUUUUAUUGGAACUUACUCUUUUUUUUAGAAAAAAAAAAAAACCUGGGGUUUCAUCAAAUGAGAUGAUUACUGUGUACAGGGGUGGAGAUGUGAUUGAGAUAACCGUAAACCCCAUUGGGUAUUGCAUCAUUUAUAAUGUUGGAUGCUUCUAUUUCAGUAACUUUGGUAGAUGA